Messenger RNA from Coregonus clupeaformis (lake whitefish), 2181 nucleotides. RefSeq names its product speedy/RINGO cell cycle regulator family member A (gene spdya). The transcript has 8 exons. Gene Ontology annotation, molecular function: protein kinase binding. Gene Ontology annotation, biological process: positive regulation of cyclin-dependent protein serine/threonine kinase activity. NCBI's taxonomy places the organism in Eukaryota, Metazoa, Chordata, Actinopteri, Salmoniformes, Salmonidae. The record is from RefSeq and is a predicted model, not a curated record. Bases 325 to 1317 code for a protein of 330 amino acids.
AAUAACGCGGGGGAUACCACCUCAAAGUGUCUAAUUAUCCCUACACAAUGUUCAAGCCCUCAGUUUUGGGACAUUUGUGAAAUGGCGGAGGCCCGAGGGGAAUUUGAAGGGGGUGAUUUGGGAUUGGCCCUAGGUCUCUACACACGCUAACGUUAGCUAGCUACUAGCAUAGGACGAUCUGAGGAAACGUUUCAGAUUUCUUCAGGUCUUGAUUUUCACGUUUGACUCAGACCAUACUACUAGCUGGUCUAAGCAAAGGUCAGGAACAACCCCUCAGAAAACAUCUCACUAGUGACCAUUCAUGAACAACCACUCCUCAGCAGAAUGAUGAAACACACACACAGCUGGUGCCAGACACCCCCCUCAGUCACUGUGAGAAUCAAACCCAACACAGCACACACCCUCCAGGUCAAGCGAGGCUUGCGGCUGAAGAGACCCAACCUGCAAGAGGCCCAGGGGCCGCCGGGCAAGAGUCAACCCAGCCAACGUCAAAUCGAGGCCGCAAAGGGCAAAAUCAUAUGGGGCCCGACGCUUGUCAUUCAACGAGACGAGAUGGCAGCCUUCUUCAGGCUUUUUGAUGACGAUCUGAUACAAGACUUUCUGUGGAUGGACUGCUGUUGCAAAGUCACAGACAAGUACCUUCUAGCUAUGGCGUUUGUCUACUUCAAGAGGGCUCGCUUCAGUAUGGGCGAGCACAACAGAACAAACUUUUUCAUUGCACUAUACCUAGCCAACACCAUGGAGGAGGACGAGGAGGAGAGCAAGUAUGAGAUCUUCCCAUGGGCGCUGGGCAAGACCUGGAGGAAGCACUUCCCUCGCUUUCUCAAGCAACGGGACAAGCUGUGGGCGCGCAUCGAGUACCGGGCUGCUGUCAGCCGCCGCUGCUGCGAGGAGGUGAUGGCCAUCGUGCCUACCCACUUCAUCUGGCAGCGGGAGCGCGCUGAGCACCACAGUGGUGCUCAGCGGUUCUACAUUGGCGACCGGGAGAAGGUCCACAUGCCCCGUGGGCCCUCCGCCUCCCCUGCCCCCUGUGCCCUCUGCGCCCAGAGCUCUGGCCUGGGCCUCUCUUCCUCCUCGGCCUCUGGAUCCUCCACCUCCCUUACGCCCUCCUCCCCGCUACCCUUUGCCCUGGCCCUCUCCCUGGAGACCACUCCACCCAGGGCCCAGGCUUCAUCCUCCCGCAGACCGUGCCAAAUAAAGACCAAGGUCCAAACCAAGGCCCAGCGCCGCUACUGCUGCACCGAGGAGGCCCCAAGGAACGAGUCUUAUUAUGGAGCAGGACACGACCCGUCUAUGGACUGGAUCAACGAGGAGUAGAAUAGUACUACAAAGAACCAACUCAGGACUACAUUUACCAUCCCUGGUCCUGUGAUGCACUGAUACCCUAUGUGUGCUUACUUUUCAUUCAUAUUUCGUUUUCAUAACAUCUACAGAAUGCCAAUUUACUGCUCUACCUCGAUUAGGUGGUUUAAAUGGAAACUAGCAUCCACGGGGGACUAAAUCCUAUCUUGAGGAUUUGUGUAACUCAACAUGUAAUUAUAACUCGUAGGUGUUACUCAAACUUGAGUGUAGUUUGUCAUUGAUGUCAUGUGUCAUUUCUCAAGUUAGGAAUUGGUUCAGGGCUUCUUGGAUCAGGGUUUAACUUUAUCGUUGCUGUAGGUAAGGGCAAGUAACAUUUCCCUCAACUGUCCUGACAGGCCUCAUUCCACAGGCCAUGAAAUGUGAAACAUGUCAGUUAAAACAUUUACUUCACUUUAUGUUCUGUGUAUACUUUUUACAUAAAAAACCUGUACAAAGAUUUGUCAAAUUCUCGGCGCCGUCAGCUGUGUAGUAAAUCGGACUGUCAUUGCUUGAAAAAAAAAAAAGCACAUUAAUCCUUUAAGGUGCACACACUUGAUUUAACAUAUAAUUGAUUAAUCACUCAAAACACUUGUUUAUUUAUUUGCUGGAGCACUUCAAGGUCUUGCACAGUUAGUGGUGGGCACAUUGGUUGAAUAUUUGGAUCCUGUAAUGGACUAUUUGGAUCCUGUAAUGGACCAAUUCCUUAAAUGUAAAUCUGCUGGAUGGAUAUGUACAGCAUUUGAUCCAUGAGUGAAGGCUUUAUUGGCCAAUGGGGUUGUUCUGUGAUACUAAGGUGCCAGUCAAAUGGCAUUUCAAUAAAGGCUUCUUAUGUCCCCAUUA